This is a messenger RNA of Medioppia subpectinata, 579 nucleotides long. The record is from the annotation of a GenBank genome assembly. NCBI's taxonomy places the organism in Eukaryota, Metazoa, Arthropoda, Arachnida, Sarcoptiformes, Oppiidae.
AUUUCCUUUAGGGCCACAGAAUAUUCGUUUCUAUUUGUCAAUUCGUUGGACACAUUGCUAUCAAACCAAACAAACGCCGUUAACUUUAACUUACAUUUUAAUGACAGUAUAUCAUCUGAUGAGUGGAAAUGGUCGCAAUAUAUUAUGGAUAAUAAUCACACCAAUCCUUUUAAUGUGUGGUCUCAACACAAUUGUCCCGAUUAUCCAACAGAACAACUAUUUGCACAAAUGAGAGAACAAGAGGAGCCCUAUAUUGAAACAAUAUUUGGAGCCAUACUUUUGAUAUUGCAUUUCCUGAUAACAGACAUUAGGGCUAUAUAUGUGACAAACAAUUCAGUUGUACUCAAUUGGCAAACACCUAACACCAGGAUCCGAGUGAUCGACUUCUGGGGCCGAAAAAUCACGCGAAGAGCGGAUCCGUUGUUGUUGUGUGCGUUGCGAAGGAGUGGACAAUCUGUGGCAAUGGUAGUGAGUAGUGAUCAACCCGUGGCUGACGUUGUCUUUCUGGUGGAAGCGACCGCUAAUCUCAGCCCUUAUGUCGAAAGCCUUAAAACUAAUUAUAUUAUUCCCACUCUUGAG